ACCUAUAAUAAACACAGUCACGACGCUACUCAUCUUUCUCUCCCCAGAAAAGAAAUCACAGGAAAAAAGAAGAUUCAGAGAGCUUCGAAUUCUUGAUCGAUCUGCAACAAUGGCGUCAGAGGAUGUGAAGCUGUUGGGUGGAUGGCCCAGCCCGUACGUGCUCCGAACCCGAAUCGCUCUCAACCUCAAAUCCGUCGCCUACGAGUUUCUCGAGGAGAAGUUCGGAACCAAGAGCGAGCUUCUCCUCAAAAUGAACCCGGUUUACAAGAAGAUCCCAGUUCUCGUCCAUAACGGAAAACCCAUCUCCGAAUCCCUCAUCACCGUUCAGUACAUCGAUGAGGUUUGGACUUCCGGGCCCGCCAUCUUGCCCGCCGAUCCGUAUGAUCGCGCCACCGCCCGCUUCUGGGCAACUUACGUUGACGAUAAGUUCUUCCCAAAUAUGCGAGGAAUAGCAGGAGCCAAGGAAGAAGAAGCGAAAAAGGCAGCAGUGGGCCAAGUUUUCGAAGGCCUAGCAUUGCUGGAAAACGCUUUCCAGAGCAGCAGCAAAGGCAAGAAAUUCUUCGGCGGGGACUCGAUUGGGUACCUUGACAUCGCGCUGGGGUGCUUCCUAGGGUGGAUCAGAGUGACGGAGCUUUUCGCCGGCAUAACGCUCCUUGAUGCCACCAAGUUUCCCGGCUUGGCCAAGUGGGCCGACGAUUUCUGCGCCGAUAGCGCCGUCAAAGACGUCAUGCCGCCCACCGACAAGCUAGCGGAAUUCGCCAAGAUGCUCUUCUCAGCCGCAAAAUAAGAAAUUUCUUUUAUGUGUUUUGUCAUUUCUGGGCUUUGUUUUCUCAGUUCUGUUGCUUUCUGCUAUUCUCGAUCUGUAAUAAAUUGAAACAUCUGUGAUGGAAACGUGUUUGAAGUUUUUAACUUCGUUGUUUAGGCUUCAAUUUUCUGCA
Molecule: messenger RNA, 938 nt
Organism: Ipomoea triloba (trilobed morning glory)
Lineage: Eukaryota; Viridiplantae; Streptophyta; Magnoliopsida; Solanales; Convolvulaceae
Product: glutathione S-transferase U17-like
Exons: 2
Coding region: 110-787 (225 amino acids)
Biological process (GO): glutathione metabolic process
Cellular component (GO): cytoplasm
Molecular function (GO): glutathione transferase activity
Source: RefSeq, a predicted model, not a curated record